This is a messenger RNA of Megalobrama amblycephala (Wuchang bream), 6395 nucleotides long. RefSeq names its product beta/gamma crystallin domain-containing protein 3. Gene Ontology annotation, molecular function: structural constituent of eye lens. Bases 617 to 5845 code for a protein of 1742 amino acids. NCBI's taxonomy places the organism in Eukaryota, Metazoa, Chordata, Actinopteri, Cypriniformes, Xenocyprididae. Gene Ontology annotation, biological process: visual perception; lens development in camera-type eye. The record is from RefSeq and is a predicted model, not a curated record. The transcript has 21 exons.
AUCAUCUAUCAGUAAAUUCAUCGAUCACACGAUCAGAGGGAGUGCUUGUAAUGUCCCGUUAUUGUCCACAUUUCCUCUGAAUGCAGGAGGAGUGUAUUACUGUAGUAACUUCAGCACAGGCGUGUAAAGCUGAACAGAAUCCAAAUAGAAUUCAUGGUAAAGUCAAGGCUGGUUAUAUUUCUAUCCAUGCAUGCUUAUGAACCAGGGAAAUGACUGUAUGUUGUUGGUUUUUAAUGUUUAUUUAUCUAAAAACAUCACGCUUUUAUUACUGACACAAUUAAACCGCUUUAGUCGCUCUUUUGUUUUCACACAUCACUGUUCAUCGCGUUUAUUCGCCAGUCAGCAUCUGCAGAUUCACUAACAGCUGGUUUUAUUUACACGAGACGCGGUUUUUCUCUCACUGUAGCUGUAGAUAUCGUUAACGUUAGUUAUAUCAGAAAUACUCUUCUAUUCUUCCAUGAGUUGAUCAUUGACUUUGACUCCUCCCAGACAAACUUCCUCAAACUCUCUUCGGGCUUCAGUCUGAUCUGUUACAACACGGUCAAAUGGAGAUAAGAAUCAGAUCGCUCGGUUUAUUUGACUCUCAAGUCUUCUUAGAUGUUUAGUUUGUGUCCACAUGAUGUCCGAUGUCAAGAGGCAGAUGUCCUGGCACGAGGAUUUCGCCAAAAACAUUUCCAGAUUCUUUUCCAGAAGUAAAUCUGUGGACACCGAGGGGAAUGAAAGUGAGAUCAGAGAGACUGAUGGAUCCACAGUUCAAACACCUGAACAACACCUGAACGCGUCAGAAGCAGCAGCAGCAGCAGCACAGGAGUCGCAGCCGUCUGACGUUCCGGACGGAAGCAGCGCGUCACAGACGGAGGACGGGGGCUCGACUCCUCAAUCCGUCUCCACAGCACCUCCUGCAGACGGAUUCCUCAGACGCCUGGGAAGCCUGUUCCAAUUCAGCCGGGCAGAACCGGCCCGAGUGCAGAGAGAGAGACAGACCGACACGGACAGCAGUGGCCUGAUUACAGCACAGAGAGAGACGGAAACAAGCGCAAACACACCGAAGAGCGGAGGAAGGGAGGAACCGGUGGAGCCGUCUGUGUGUCAUUCAGAGCUCACACACACACAAUCUCAGGAACAGACUGAGCAAAAUAGAAGUGAUGCCAUAAACAUCAACACCAAAGAGCUCUCAGAGGAGAAGAGACGUUAUGAUCUAUCUUGUCCUCCUGUGGUGACUUAUGGCACAUACCGUGGAUUAAGAGAAGUCAGGAAACCAAAGAAGAAGCAUCACGUCGAGCUUCAUUCGCCCAUCUCUGAGGGGGAAGAGGCUACACAAACCUACAGCCAUGAGGACAAUAAGAUCUCCUCUUCCUCUGUAAACACAAUGAACUCUGAUUGUCAGGAAUAUCCCACUGCACUAAAUCAAGCAUCUCCUUCACAGACACAACAACUAGAGGACGCCUUGACCCGGAGUGACUUAUUAGAUGAGGUUCCCACUGUUAAAUCUGGACUAACUCCAGCCCACCACCAACUCCCUCAUGUUGCAGACUCUGACCGGUUGCUUACCUGUGUAGAGGUCCACAGAACUCCUCAAGCAGCAGAACCAAGUCCAUUGAACGACCCGGUUAGCAGCAGACAGGAGCAUCUUGCCCAGAGUGUUACAUUAGAGACGGUAUCAGGGGACACCAAUGAUCUGACACUAUCAACCGCACAAUCAGACUCUAACACAGACCAUCACGACACACUCCCCAUUCCAGAACAGAGCUCAGAGCAACCAAAGCUAUCAGUAAUUGUAAACAGGACAGAUGAUCUAGCCCCGGAUUCUCAGACGCACCAGCGUCCAGAGGAGUCCAGGCUGAAACGGGCUGAGGUGGAUUCUGGAAUAGAUGAAGAGGUCCUACGAUUGGAGUCUAAACAGAUGGUGGACAGCAUCCUGACAAAUGCUCUUACUGCCCUGCAGAAGAUGGAAGUAUCUGAGACAGAGAAUAACAUCCUCUUAACCUGUGAACUUAAUGAAGGCUCAGAGGCAGUGCUGUUUGAAGGGUUAGAUGGUAGUAGAGAUGGAGGCACUGACGCAGAGCAUCAGUUUCGUGUGAUGCUGUCGGACCAGACACUGUCUGUUGUUCUGGAGGAAGCGCUAGCAGGAAAUUGCAGCCACAUGGACUGCAGUAGGUCACCACCCUCCUCAGGGUACGAGUCCAUCGCUGGCUCAGACACUGAUAUUAGGUGCUUUGUGGGACUGAACUCUGAUCUCACCACUACCAGUGCUCCAAUUGGCUCUCAAAAUGAGAAUCAGACCGUUCUUGAAUAUUUCGUUGAGGAAAAAAAUGUGGACGAAACUGGUUCCUGUAAGAGCAGCGGUAGAGACGGUGCUGCUGCUGAUGAGCCAUUAUACCCAAAUCUCCAUAGCCAUAGGGAUGUUGUUCACAAAACAGACAUCAAGCUCUUCCUACCUGUUUUGUCAGAGGAGUCUCUCUCGCAAGAGCAACACACAGCUGACGUCUUCGUAUGUAAAGAUAAAGGGGAGAAGAGACCUCAGGAUACAGCCAAAGACAAUGCAAUGAGCAAUAACUGUAGACCUCAGCUGAACGGUUCCUGUGACACCUCCAUCAUCAUUCCUGGCACUGCUUCAUCAGUACAUCAGAAGAGUCUUCAACAAAGCCAAACUCUCAGUGUAACUCCCAGUGACCCCUCUAGCCACAGUCUCGCAUCUGACACCACUGAUUCGGAUAUAAUGUCGGAAAUCACACAGCAGGCACCAGCUAUACGAAGCCAUGAAUCUGAGGAGACUGAAGCACCUUGUUCCGGCAGCAGUGAGCAGGAACAGACCUCUUGUGACUCUAUCGCUGGAACGGAUUCGAGUGUCCAGCUGUCCGUGACUGAAGUCCAGUGCUCUGGAGGGCGGCACCAUCCCUCUCAUUGGGCCUCAGUCCGAGCGUUCCGCUGCGAUGUCACCCAUGACCAAAGCCUGAGCCCGGCCACACACGAGGAGCAUUUGAAGCCAGAGCUCAGUAUGAAUCUAGCCGAUGCUGGAAUGUCAGCCGUGUCUGUUUCAGGCCGGAGAAUUCACCUCGACCCCAUGGACAGUUCCAGCAGAGCUGCGGCUUUCGUUCCCCAUCAUUCCCGAUUUCAUGAUCUUGACCUCCACCAGGUAGAUGGAGGCUUUGCCGUCAUCAGCGAGGAGGAAGAGAGUGACAUGGUGUUCGUGAACGACACAGGGCCCAUGCACAGUCCUAGCACACGUCGAGCCAAAGUGUACCCCUUCUCCCUGUCCCCCAUCUAUGAGGAGGAGUUUGGCCGUGAGGAAGCCUUGGGGCAGGAGACGCUGCAGUUUCCUCCAGCGACAGAAGAGGAGCAGAGGAGUGUUGAGCAGCCGGCAACGUCCAUCCUCUCCCUCCUGCAGUCGGUCAGCGAGAAGCUACAGUCCAGUGUGAUCUGCAGUUCAGUUGAGGAUUCCUCGAGGCCCGUCACCUCACCGCUGAGUUACCGCUACUCCCAUGGAGACGACAGUGAGGAAGAUGAUGAGGACUCCAGCAUUCUACUGAACCGCCAGCUCACUGGGACCAAACCUGAGCCAAAUGCUGAGCAUGAGCACAACUCAAAUAUUGAUCAGACUGCUAAUGAUGCUCCGGAUAAAAUACAGGAGGAGCAGGACUGUGAUGGCACACUGGGAAAUAUUGGAAAGAAUGCCAAUACUCCUUUCUAUCAGUACUUGAAAUCCAGACUAAUGCCAUCAGGUGAUGAAGAACCUGAAGACACUAAACAUUUUUUCUUUCGUAGUGGAUGCAACGCAAUGGUCAUGGAAGAGAACGGAGGGUUUGGAAAGGUCAACCAUAGACCAACACCAAUGCUCAUCUAUGAGGGACAGUCGCUCAGCGGUGAGAGAAGAGAAAUCUGCCAUGAUGUGGAGGAUGCUGGGAGGGAUUUGUUUGCUCACAGAGCCACGCUUCAUGCGCUGAGAGGAUGUUGGCUGCUGUAUGUGGAUUCGUGGUACCGUGGCUCAUGUGUUCUUCUGGAGGAGGGUCAGACUGUGAAGAGCAGUGGAAGACCCCAUCAGAACCUGGAGGAGACCAGAGAACCCAGCAGAACUGAUCUUGGUGCCGUGCUGCCGUCUGUGGGCUCCAUCAGGACACUGCUGAAGGAUGACAGUGUUCCAGAGAUCCAUCUAUAUCCCAGCACGUCUCAAACGGGAGAGACUGUCUGUUUUUAUUCUGCAUCAGAUCUGAUGGAGCGACACGGCCCUGUUUUCCUCUCUGACCUCUGCGUCAAGGCGGGAUGCUGGUUGGUUUUUGACCAGCCUGGUUUCAGAGGAACAUCUGCCGUUCUGGAAACUGACGGGAGGGUCACGCCUGUUCUCCAGGAUUCCCUGGUGUCCUGUGUGAAGAGUCUUCGGCCAUUAAAAAUGGGUGGGCUGCGGGUGACGAGACCACUGGACCCAAAGAUUAUGUUGUUUGAGAAGCCGCAGUUCCAGGGUCAGUGCAGGCAGCUGCUGGAUCACACGCCCCGUCUGAGGGACAUCGAGGGACCCGCGGCCGUUUCAUCUCUACGGGUCACAGGUGGAAUAUGGGUGGGCUUCUCCAGUGAAGGGUUCAGAGGUCAUCAGUGUGUGCUGGAGGAGGGUGAAUACGCCGACUGUACGCGACUGUUCGGUGGGACAGAGCUGUCAAUCCAAUCGCUGCGCUACAUUCAGACUGAUUUCCUGGAGCCGUCAGUGUGUCUGAAGAGAUCAGAUGAGGAAACCGACGUGCAUCUGGACGUCCCCGAUCUGCAGGAAGCUGACGGCAUCAGCGUAAAGAGCGGAGCGUGGGUGGCGUACAGCAGCAGGUGUUUCACUGGAGAGCAGUAUGUUCUGGAGAAAGGCCAGUAUCCAGGGCUGCUGCCGUGGGCCGACGGCCGGAGAUCAGCUCAGUCACUGCGGCCCGUUCACAGGGGAGUUUGUCGGAUCGUGGAACCAAAGUUUUUGCUACGCGCCUACAGCCAGACACGGUACGGCGGCGAGAGCCGAGAGUUUGAGAGCGAAGUUCCCAGCUGUGGGUUAACAGGCCUCGUGUCCUUCCGGGUGAUCCGAGGAAGUUGGCUGCUGUUCGAUGAGGAGGGAUAUUCUGGUAACCAUUAUAUCCUGGGGGAGGGGCUUUACCCUGAUCUCACUUCCUGUGGCUGUAUAUCGACAGCCAUCAAGUCUUUAAAGCCCAUUCCAUACAGUUUCACAGAUCCGUCCGUGAGCCUGUUUUCUCUCAGCGGUUUUGAGGGCCUUGAAGAAACGUUGUUCUCAGACGUGGAAAACGUGAGCCACUUCUACAGCCAGUCUGUGAGAGUCAACAGCGGCCUGUGGGCCGCAUAUGAAUACGCUCAUUUUAAGGGCCGUCAGAUGCUUGUGGAGCCAGGAGAAUAUCCGGUUUGGGGGGAUCAGAGCGGCUGGGAGACGAUCGGAUCAAUGAAGCCUCUCAAACAGCCGAAAGUGUUUGUUCAGGUGCGGAAUCGAGUUCUGGGUUCAGUUCUGACCACUGAGAGCAAAGACUGCUCCUUUCCAGCGAAAGUCUUCCUGAGUCCGGCUGAUCGCUCUCUGGACACACAGCGCUGGAUCUUCACCGACGGCCUUCUGAAGAACACGGCGCGGCGCGGCUGUCUGUCUGUGAUCGGUGCCAAGGCCUGUGCUGGGGCCAGAGUGGCAUUAUGGGAGGAACAUGGGCGCGUGAACCAGCGGUGGAGUCUCAACGAGGAUGGAAGCAUCUGCUCGCAUUUAAACCGCAGCCUGGUGCUGGACCUCAAAGGUGGACGUGAAUCUGACCGAGACCAGCUGAUUCUGAGUCUGCUUUGUGCCGACAACGCUGCGCAAACCUGGGACAUCGACGUGCUGUGAUACGGACACAAUCACACUUCGAGAACAUGGACAGAUGAUAUCAGGGACUGAAGCCUGGACAGUUUGGCCUAAUUGAGAUCAAAGCCAAUAAUUAUGAUUUUUUUUAGCUACUCGCCCUCAAGCCAAUAAUUGAUUCUGGGCCAUUUUCCUGAAAAAGUGUGUAGUCCAGUUUUAAAGUGCACUGUGAAGGUGGAAGAACCAGAGAGAAGCGGCUCUGUAUGGUUGUUUUUAUCUUGCGAAGCACAUUUGCACUACCAGAAACCUCACGUGCGCUUCAGGUGAAGUCCUGCUGGAUUCUCCCUUUAAUCCGCCUGGAUGAAUAGUUGCAAAGACUUGUUCUGUCGGCUCAAGCUGUAGCGUCACGGAGGUGAAAGUGUUCAGAUGGUCUACAGUAAACACAGUCAUUUCACUGGAGUCCUUCAGGAACAGCAACGUGUGUAAAGAGUCAGAGGAACGCUGAACCGUAUAAUGUGUACAGUGAUGUUCAUAAUCGGCAUUUUUAAAAGUGGAACGAAUCUGAGAAAACAAUAAAUGUAAGAUGUAAAAUUCA